CUCUCUCUCUCUCUCUCUCACACACACACACACACACACGCACAGCACGCUACACCAUGGUGGUUCAGGCUGCAGUGGCUCCGAAUAGAUCCCAGAGACUUUUACUGAAAAUACCUUAUGGAUCCCUGAGAAGGCGCAGCGUGGAGAGGAUGACGGAGGGCCGUCGAUGUCAAGUACAUCUUCUCGAUGACAGGAAGCUGGAACUCCUGGUGCAGCCCAAGCUUUUGGCCAAGGAGCUUCUCGACCUCGUGGCAUCUCACUUCAAUCUGAAGGAAAAGGAAUACUUUGGAAUAGCGUUCACCGAUGAGACGGGACAUUUGAACUGGCUCCAGCUAGAUCGGAGGGUGUUGGAACAUGACUUCCCUAAGAAGUCCGGACCCGUGGUGUUGUACUUCUGUGUCAGGUUCUACAUAGAGAGCAUUUCCUACCUGAAGGACAAUGCCACCAUCGAGCUCUUCUUCCUGAACGCCAAGUCCUGUAUCUACAAGGAGCUUAUUGACGUCGACAGUGAAGUGGUGUUUGAAUUAGCUUCCUAUAUCUUACAGGAGGCAAAGGGAGAUUUUUCCAGCAAUGAAGUCGUACGGAAUGACUUGAAGAAGCUGCCAGCCCUUCCCACCCAAGCGCUGAAGGAGCACCCUUCCCUGGCCUACUGCGAAGACAGAGUCAUCGAGCACUACAAGAAGCUGAACGGGCAGACGAGAGGCCAAGCAAUUGUCAACUACAUGAGCAUCGUGGAGUCUCUGCCAACCUACGGGGUGCACUAUUACGCAGUGAAGGACAAACAGGGGAUACCAUGGUGGCUGGGACUGAGCUACAAAGGAAUCUUCCAGUAUGACUACCACGACAAAGUGAAGCCAAGGAAGAUCUUCCAAUGGAGGCAGUUGGAAAACCUGUAUUUCCGAGAGAAGAAGUUUUCUGUGGAAGUUCAUGACCCACGCAGGGCCUCGGUGACCAGGAGGACGUUCGGGCACAGUGGCAUUGCAGUGCACACGUGGUAUGCGUGUCCAGCGUUGAUCAAGUCCAUCUGGGCUAUGGCCAUUAGCCAGCACCAGUUCUACCUGGACAGAAAGCAGAGUAAGUCCAAAAUCCAUGCAGCGCGAAGCCUAAGUGAGAUCGCCAUUGACCUGACCGAGACCGGGACGCUGAAGACCUCGAAGCUAGCCAACAUGGGGAGCAAAGGGAAGAUCAUCAGCGGGAGCAGCGGGAGCCUGCUGUCCUCAGGUUCUCAGGAAUCAGAUAGCUCUCAGUCGGCCAAGAAAGACAUGCUGGCUGCCUUGAAGUCCAGGCAGGAGGCCCUGGAGGAGACGCUGCGCCAGAGGUUGGAGGAACUCAAGAAGCUGUGUCUCCGUGAGGCCGAGCUCACGGGGAAGCUGCCCGUUGAAUACCCACUGGAUCCCGGCGAGGAACCACCCAUUGUUCGGCGAAGAAUAGGGACCGCCUUCAAGCUAGAUGAACAGAAAAUCCUUCCUAAGGGAGAGGAAGCUGAACUGGAACGCCUGGAAAGAGAGUUUGCCAUUCAGUCCCAGAUUACGGAGGCUGCCCGCCGCCUGGCCAGUGACCCCAACGUCAGCAAGAAACUGAAGAAACAAAGGAAGACCUCGUACUUGAAUGCACUGAAGAAGCUGCAGGAGAUCGAAAACGCCAUCAACGAGAACCGCAUCAAGUCGGGGAAGAAACCCACGCAGAGGGCUUCGCUCAUCAUAGAUGAUGGAAACAUUGCCAGUGAAGACAGCUCCCUUUCCGAUGCCCUUGUUCUGGAGGACGAUGACUCUCAGGUUACCAGCACAAUAUCCCCUUUACAGUCCCCUCACAAGGGACUGCCGCCUCGGCCACCGUCGCACAACAGACCCCCGCCUCCCCAGUCCCUGGAGGGACUCAGGCAGAUGCACUAUCACCGUAACGACUAUGACAAGUCACCCAUAAAGCCUAAGAUGUGGAGUGAGUCCUCUUUGGACGAGCCUUACGAGAAGGUCAAGAAACGCUCCUCCCACAACCAUUCCAGUAGCCACAAGCGCUUCCCCAGCACAGGAAGCUGUGCCGAAGCAGGAGGAGGAAGCAGCUCCUUGCAGAACAGCCCGAUCCGCAGCCUCCCUCACUGGAACUCCCAGUCCAGCAUGCCGUCCACACCAGACCUGCGGGUCCGGAGCCCCCACUACGUCCAUUCCACAAGGUCGGUGGAUAUCAGCCCCACGCGACUGCACAGCCUCGCCCUGCACUUUAGGCACCGAAGCUCCAGCUUGGAGUCCCAGGGCAAGCUCCUGGGCUCGGAGAACGACACGGGGAGCCCUGACUUCUACACCCCGCGGACUCGUAGCAGCAAUGGCUCGGAUCCCAUGGACGACUGCUCAUCGUGCACCAGCCACUCGAGCUCAGAGCACUACUACCCAGCGCAGAUGAAUGCCAACUACUCAACGCUGGCCGAGGACUCACCAUCCAAGGCACGCCAGCGGCAGCGGCAGCGGCGACGCGUGGCAGGUGCCCUGGGCGCCGCAGCCUCCGGCAGCCUCCCCAACCUGGCGGCGCGGGGUGGUGCCAGUGGGGCAGGUGGUGCUGGCGGCGUCUACCUGCACAGCCAGAGCCAGCCCAGCUCGCAGUACCGCAUCAAGGAGUACCCGCUGUACAUCGAGGGCAGCGCCACGCCGGUGGUAGUGCGCAGCCUGGAGAGCGACCAGGAGGGCCACUACAGCGUCAAGGCCCAGUUCAAGACCUCCAACUCAUACACGGCCGGCGGCCUCUUCAAGGAGAGCUGGCGCAGUGGCGAUGAGGGCGACGCGGGCCGCCUGACGCCAUCGCGCUCCCAGAUCCUGAGGACUCCGUCGCUGGGCCGCGAAGGUGCCCACGACAAGGGCACAGGCCGCUCGGCGGUGUCGGAUGAGCUGCGCCAGUGGUACCAGCGCUGCAGCGCCUCGCACAAGGAGCACAGCCGCCUGUCACACACCAGCUCCACCUCCUCCGACAGCGGCUCACAGUACAGCACCUCGUCCCAGAGCACCUUCGUGGCGCACAGCAGGGUCACCAGGAUGCCUCAGAUGUGCAAGGCCACGUCAGCUGCCUUACCUCAAAGCCAGAGAAGCUCAACACCAUCGAGUGAAAUUGGAGCCACCCCCCCAAGCAGUCCUCACCACAUCCUGACUUGGCAGACUGGGAGCUACAACGACAGCUGUUUCCUGGAUUCCUCCCUCUAUCCAGAACUAGCUGACGUCCAGUGGUACGGGCAGGAAAAAGCCAAGCCCGGGACCCUCGUGUGAGCCAGCCCGGCCAGAUCUGACCACCUCGACACCAUUCGGAGUCACCUCACUGCCUCUCAUUUGCCUUACCCAGACGCACUGUCACCUGCACCAGCUUCGGCCCUCAGCACUUUUUCUUUCCCGUCUCCGCAUCCCUUUCACCCUCCAAAACCUGACUGAGGAGACAUUCUGGAAGGUUCCGGUCCCACUGUGUGUCCCCUGGCUCUCUUGGCCAGAGAGAGCCAGACAGCAAUCCUCAAUGGCACCUCGGUGGCUUCCCUGUGCCAUGACAGUCCCCAGGCCAGGAACUGUCAGGGAAGCCAGCCAGCUGGCAUCAAAUUCCUGCGGACAAGUGGCACUGAUAGAGAACAGGACAGGGGCCUCAAGUACUGGGUGAUCCAAAAGGACGAUGAAGCUGUGUCCAGGCUGCCCAGAGACAGCCUGCCAAGCACUUCACGCAGAGGACACCUCAUGGGGAUGUUUGAACUACAUCUGAAAUACCCCUUCAUGAGACAGUUUGGGGGAAUGGCUGUAGGGGAGAUUGACACAGGAAGUGUAAUGUUUAGAUGAGCAUCAGAAGACCACAAUAAGUUCUGUGCUGCCAAAGAUGAAACAAAUUACAAAAAUAUAAGAGGAGCCAAGAAGACACUCUGCAAUGAAAUUUCUUUUAAAUUCUAAACUGCGACUACACCCCACAAGUCAAAGUCACAAGUUUGUAAAUUGCAUCCUGUCUCUCUCUCUCCCAUCUCGGGUCCACGUCCCACUCAGUAGACAGGCUGGAAGGGACCCCAACAAACAGGGCAAAAACGAGGGAGUCUUGGCUGGCAUUGCUGCCCCAGAGUCUGCAGCAGUCUGGACAGGAAGGAAGCCUGGCCCACAGGGAGUAGCAGAGGGUGCUGGUAGCCCUGGUCCGUGCAGGGGACUCAGCCCGUAGCCCCAGCCCCAAAGCUGCUUUCCUUUUGGGAUUUGUAGUAAACAUAAGGUGGUAAUUGCCAAAAGUGGUUCUCAUUAAAUCAACCAGUAAAUGUGUAUCCUGUGUUUUUGCACAACGCGUUUCAUUUUCUUUUUUUAUGGGAAGCCAAGGGAAAAGCACAUUGCCAUCCAUUUGAGUGUUAACUGUUGUGGCUUGUUUUAUGUUUGUUAGCACUUGUGUGACAAAGAGCUCAGAUACCUGUCACUUAUUCAAAGGACCCAACUAUGCCCUUAGGCAGGGAGAUUUUACUCAUUUGUCUACCAGCUGGCAGGCAGAGCAGGGUUGAAAAACGUAUCAGCUCCCGAAGGGCCCAGCUACCUAUAAGACGACCGUUCCCUUGCUGCACCACGUUGGUCCUCAAAUACCCAAAGAGGAAGAAAGAAGGCGGAAAAGUACCAUGUGGGAGCUGCUUGUUUACAUGUGUUUUGAGCUACGCUUAAUACACACCUGGAAAGCCAUCAAUCUUCAAAGGCCUCAAAAAACAUUUUUCUAAUAACUAACAAGUGCACAAUCGUAGUUGGGUUAUUCAAGAUGGCACAAGAAGGUCUCUGCAGAGGUGGUGUGUUGUGCUUGUUGGCGCAAGUCAGGGGGGUGGGAGGGGCUUUUUUUUCUUCCUUGUGAUGAUUUCCUGUUGGAAAGGCAUUUCACUGCCAGGGACAGGAGCCAGGGUGGGGGUCAUUUCGUGGGAAAGCAGAAUUGAAGUUAGCUUUAGCAUAAAAAGGAAAAAAAAAAAAAACAAACUUUGUUUUUCAUGUCUGUGUAAUCCAAGAAUAACAAUAGACUCUACCAGACCAGGAGGAUAAGAAUGGGCACUCAAAGGCAAUCCUUAACCCUAGUGCUCCGUCUGCUGGGGCCUGAAAAGCUUUGUAAGGAGAGUCAAGCUGGAGACCCAGGCUGGGCUGGCAUCAGGCCGGCCGCAGCUGCUGCCACCAUGGCUCUGGGGACCAGUCAGGGCCAGCAUCUGCAGAUCCUGUGCAAGGAUGGGCUGGGACUCUAGCUUGCAGAAGGCAUUAACAGUCCCAGAACACUUUGGUUUUGUUACUAAAUAAAUGAGUCUAGGGCAUGAUUAGGAGGUCUUUUUGUUGCUCUUAUUUUGAUGGCCAGAACUACGAACAGCAGGGUUUGUAAAAUUUCCUUUCCUGAUCCAGAAACAUGGCACAAUUGGGCCAUUUUCCAUUCUCCUAAAAGGUAAAUGAUUAGACUGAACUAUGUGCAAAAGGGAACUAGAAAUGGCAGUGAGGUUGCAUGGUACAGGUUUUACAACACACAGUAGUCUGAAGUCAAUGGGAUCAAGCUUACAAGGAAUGCAAGUUACAAGGAAUAUGAGGCAGACAUUCUAAGAACUUAGUUUUAGAUUUGGAGAGGCAGAGAAGUAUGGAAUGGAAGCAGGAAUUACAGUUCCAGCAAACAUCAUGAUAGUCUGGUAGUAAAGACAGAAAUUAAGUAAAACAGGUUUUACUGUUUAGCUGUGUUCAGUUAAUACAAAAUGUACAUAAAGUGUUGGUCCUUGGAGACUGACAUGAUCAAUGAUCAGUGUGAUGAGAAAUGAUGUAGUUAUUGUAUACAAGCACUUGAAAACUCUUUAUAUAGCCCUAUUUCUUUAAAACAGAAUACCAUGAACUAUAAAGCUCCUGGUCUGAUAUGAAGCCCCUAUUGGAUUCCUUGGAUACAUGUGAGAAGCGGCCUGUGUAAACCAGGAGACUGGUGAACACCCGUACAUCAGACCAUGUUGUGAGCCAGGUUGACUUUUUUAUUUUAUUAUAUUCAGGUGAGUGUGGAAACUGUUACAAUUCCAGUUUGUUUUCAUUCAGUAUUAGUUUAGUUCUAACUAUAGCAAAUCCCAUCCAGGUGCUAUCAGAUGACCAAUUACUGCUUAGUUAACUAGGUGUAAAAUUUUACAUAUAUAUUAAUGUCAUUAGUUUACUACAAGUUGUGUAAAAUGGACUCUAGUUUAAUAAUGGGGAAAAAGGUUUAGGUUGCUCCUGAAACUGACUGUAGAGCAUGUAAAAUGACUUUACUGGAUUCUGUUCAACUGUAAUCAAAAGAUGGAUGUUGUAGACAAAGUUGCAGAAUUAAAAAAAGAAAUCUGCUUUUAAUUUAUUCUUUUUGUAUUGAGAAUUUGUAUAGUACCUUUACAUUUUGCAA
This is a messenger RNA of Lepus europaeus (European hare), 6345 nucleotides long. It is a transcript of the gene FRMD4A, whose product is annotated as FERM domain containing 4A. NCBI's taxonomy places the organism in Eukaryota, Metazoa, Chordata, Mammalia, Lagomorpha, Leporidae. The coding region runs from base 57 to 3248 and encodes 1063 amino acids. Gene Ontology annotation, biological process: establishment of epithelial cell polarity. Gene Ontology annotation, cellular component: cytoskeleton; adherens junction; bicellular tight junction. The transcript has 23 exons. The record is from RefSeq and is a predicted model, not a curated record.